Messenger RNA from Tripterygium wilfordii, 1263 nucleotides. RefSeq names its product putative threonine aspartase. The coding region runs from base 98 to 955 and encodes 285 amino acids. The record is from RefSeq and is a predicted model, not a curated record. Gene Ontology annotation, molecular function: threonine-type endopeptidase activity. The transcript has 7 exons. NCBI's taxonomy places the organism in Eukaryota, Viridiplantae, Streptophyta, Magnoliopsida, Celastrales, Celastraceae. Gene Ontology annotation, biological process: protein maturation.
CCCAUAGACCCUGCGAGUCCGCGGCGAGUCGUACGGUACCGAAAUUCUCAUCUUUCUUGUAAAGGCAUUUUGUCACUGUGUACGCCUACUACAAGAGAUGCAAGAGUGUUGCAGUGAAUGGCUUGCGAGGCAGAAAUUGACAAGCCUAGGUUCUUCGUGGCGGUUCACUGAGGCCAAUAAGUGGCUAGUAACAGAGAAGGCCAGAACACAAUGGAAAAGGUACAAAGCAAUGCUUGCUGAUGCUGAAGCAAAGACAGAUAUAAUCAUGGGAGGUCUUCAUUCUAAUACACAAGAGUCCAGUUCAACAUCAGAAAUAGGAUGUCUUCCUUAUGGCCCUUUAGAGGGGAACAAGGGCAAUGAAGUGUCUGUACCAAAUUCACUAGAAGAGGACAGCAUCAUGGACACCAUUGGAGUAAUUUGCAUUGAUACUGAAGGAUGCAUUGCCUCUGGGGCCUCAAGUGGUGGUAUAGCACUUAAGGCUGGCGGAGGUGUUGGGUUAGCAGCUGCUUAUGGUUCAGGUUGCUGGGCUUCCUCGAAAGGGCCCUUUGGUGCUGCUUUUAUAGUUGGUUCUUGUGUUACGGGUGCAGGAGAGCACUUAAUGAAAGCAUUUACAGCUCGAGAAUGCUGUAUAUCACCAUCACUUUCACAAGCUGGUCCUGCUUCAGCAUGCUUGAAAGUCUUGCGCACUUUUGUUCAAAAUGGCGGUCAAAAUUUAAGUGCUGGGAUUUUGCUCGUGGAAGCUGAUGCUCCUUUGACGGUUGCUGGAAAUUCACCGAAGCUGAAAGCAGUGGAGAUAGCAGCCGCAUACUCUUCCUUGUCUUUUGGAGUGGGAUAUUUUGGAAGCUCCAUGAAACGACCCAAGGUUUCGAUUCUCCGGAGCACUAAACAGCAGAGCAGAAGUGGGAUAGACCAUUUUGAAGCUCUAAUUGAUCUCUCUGCUGAAAAUUUGUUGUGACUUGUUACUGCUGAAACAAUGAUCCUUUGUCCAGUUGUUGGGGAAGAUAAUUGUUGUCCCCUUUGUGUCAUAAAACAUUGGUUGAUACUGUCAAAUUAACACCACCUAUUUUGGCCAUACAUAAGGCACAUCCAGCAUUUUAUGGUUACCCUAGUUGUUGGACGGUGAGAUCACCCAAUUAGAGGAACACAUUGUCCAUUGAUUGUAAAAUUUGUGAAACUCCCUGAACUAGUAUCCCUUAGCAGGUUUCAUAAUGUAUUGAACUCUCAAGUCAGGAAUGCAAACAUAUAUCAGAUUCCAAUGCUGAA